Rubroshorea leprosula is the source of this 1559-nucleotide messenger RNA. The record is from the annotation of a GenBank genome assembly. Lineage: Eukaryota; Viridiplantae; Streptophyta; Magnoliopsida; Malvales; Dipterocarpaceae.
UUAAAAAAUAAACCUCACCCUCAACUAAAUCACUAUCCUUUCAAUUAAUUUGAUACUUAAUUACGAAACCCACAAUUCUCUCAAUCGCUAUUUGUUGACGCGCCCUUAAUUUCACGUGCUGCGAACGUCCUUCUCAAUGAAACAACCUCCGGCAAUUAAAAACUUUGAAGUUUCGACUUUCGAACCCUUUUUAAAUCUCCCUCCGCCUCCGGCUAAGACCAAACCCGCCAAUAGGCAAUAGUUUCCCAAAAAAAAUGUCUUUGACUUUCGUCCUCUGCUUCUCCCUCUUCGCCUCUCUCCUCCCUCUUUCCACCCCCCUCAGUUCUUCCCCUUACCUCUCCCCCACCAUCCUUUCGCCAAACUACCAAAAGAUGCUCAAAGCUUUCAAAAUUUACAUCUACCCCAAGUCGGAGACGCUAUCCUUUGACUCCAAAGUCGAGUCUCUGUUUUACUCGACUCUAACGCACAGCAACUUCAUCACGCAGAACCCUGAAGAAGCCCACCUGUUUUUCAUACCCCACUCGUUUAACGCCGCUGUCUCCCCGCGCGCCGCCGCGAGUGUGGUGUCGGAUUACCGGACGGAGUACAUUUACUGGAAUCGGACGCUGGGGGCUGACCAUUUUUAUCUCUCCUGCGUGGGUGUGGGUCAUGGGGGGGAUCGGAACGUUGUGGAGUUGAAAAAGAACUCCGUCCAGAUCUCCUGCUUCCCCACGGCCAGUGGGUUGUUCAUCCCUCACAAGGAUAUAACAUUACCGCCGCUUGCCAACGUUCACGCUCCAUACGCGCCGGCUAAUAAGAGCGUGAACUACUUCGCUUAUGUUAGAUACAACUGGGUCAAAGAGUCAAACCUCGUGGAGGAGCUCCUAGCUGAUCCGGAGAUUUUCGUUGAAUCCGAGCCGUCCGAUCAGUUAACUUACGAGUCGAGACUCGCCGGCAGCAAGUUCUGUUUGUUCGAGUACGGACCGGACAUCACAGCGAUCGGAGAAGCUAUGAGUUACGGGUGUGUCCCGGUGGUGAUCACCGGCCGUCCGAUACAGGACCUGCCGUUGAUGGACGUGCUGUCGUGGCAAGGGAUCGCAGUGUUUGUAGGGACCGGCGGUGGGGCCAGGGAGCUAAAGCGGGAGUUGGGGCGCGUGGUGGUCGAUGUGUACGACGAGAUGAGGGAAUCUGCUGUGGCCGCGAGUAAGCAUUUCGUGUGGAACGAUACGCCACAGCCGUUCGAUGCGUUCCACAUGGUGAUGUAUCAGCUGUGGUUGAGAAGGCACACGAUCAGAUAUGCGGAAAGAGAAUGGGCCUAAGAACCUGAGCCCUUGAUUUCCUUUUUCGGCCAUUCUGGACAAAAAUUUCAACGGUGUUGAUCACAUGACCUUUCUUAAAAAAUUAAUCUUAUGACCUAUACAAAAACUGUUGUUGAUUUUUACAAUAAGAUCCUUCCACAAGUUUGCUUUCUUUAAAUGGUCUUUUACAUAAUAUUUAUUGAAAAUUAAAUGAUAUAUACUUCACCUGUUGACGUUGAUCUUGUGUACAAGCCUCAGUGAUAUUAAAUAAUACUCUUCAUU